Paramuricea clavata is the source of this 3925-nucleotide messenger RNA. Lineage: Eukaryota; Metazoa; Cnidaria; Anthozoa; Malacalcyonacea; Plexauridae. The record is from the annotation of a GenBank genome assembly.
AUGAAUCGUGUGUGUGUUACAGGAGGUACUGUACAGGGGCCGGUUGUGUGAAGGCCAGAUAGUGCCAUCCACCGGAUAGUGAUUUUUUCAAGCUUUGUUAAAUCAGUCGUUGAUUGGUUUUACUUGUAUUAAAGUUUAGAACUUAUAAGUGAAAUGUUUUUUCUACUUCUUGUCUCGCUUAUAUCCGUUUUCACAGUUUUUCAAGCAUUGUACAAAUUUUGAAAAAUCACUAUCAGGUGGAUAGCGCUAUCCGACCUUUAUACAACCGGCCCCAGGUAUCUAACUUUAAUCGAGUCUUAUUUGUUCAUUUUGUUUUCGAUUUAUUGUCAGGUUCAAGUCCCAACAUAACUGGUCAGGAUCAAACUCCAAGAGUUAUCAAGCGAAAUCUUUCCAGACAGGAGCAACCUGACAGUAUGUGCUCAUAUUUUAUUAUGUUAAUUUAAACAAAGUUAUUGUUACUGAGCACAUGUACCUUGAUCUGUUUGGGUAAAUAAAUUAGGCUUAUUUGCAUCAAUACAAUAAGUCAAGAGGAAAUGCAAGUCAAUGAUAGUUAAUAAUUUUUUCUGUGUUGGUGUAAUGCACUCAGGUGAAUAUAAUGCUUGUGAUGUUACUCUGAGUGUAUAUCCACACCGGGCAGGCUUGAUAUACACUCAGAGUAACAUCACAUGCAUCAUAUUCACCUGAUGGUAUGAUGGUAUAUUUUCAGACAAAAUGUGAACACCAUGAGUGCUUCAACUUUGUGAUAUCCCAAAGUUACUGAAUAUGAUAAGCAAGCUGACGGCCUGUAGAGUUGGGUACUGUAGGUUGUAGAGGGAUUUCGUGUGAAUUGAGUGGGAUCUGAAAAUUUGCUAACAGUUUUCAGAUCGAUGUAAUUUCCAGUUUGCUUGAGAAUCCUGGUUUUAAGUGUAUAUACAACUUACAGUAUAAGGUAAAAAACUAAAUGAAAAGGUAAGAUAUGCGACACUACAGUCCAAAGGUUCUGUUUGAGUACCGUACAAAUAUUAAGAAAAACAAAAGUUUGCUGUUUGCUUGAAUAUGUGAUUGUUUACUUAUGUAUUUAUUUCAAACGACCGCUAGGCUUUCAACGAUCUGUCCUUGCAAAACUUGACAUAAUGAUAGAAAAGCAAAGUGAAGCCUUAUCAAUAUUGCAAGUCCUUCUCGGUGCCACGAAAGGUGUGAGUGGUCAGGAUAUGCUGGAUGAUGUUCUUCCCAAGCCUAUUGAUUCUCCCGAAGAAUUAGAAGAGAUGUCUGCAGGCCUUUCUGACGAAGACGUUAGAAAAAAAAGGUACAUAUACUCCUAUUAAUUUUGAUUAUUGCUUUUCAACAAUGUCAAUGUUGUGGCAAUUGUUAAGAGAUCUGACCACGCAACGAGAGACCCUAAAUCUGAGUGUUUGGUGCAUUUCGUUGACGUGUAACAAGUUGUAUUCUGAAGUGUUCAACCGGGAUCAUUGUGGGAAAUUUAACUUACAUGUAGAUGUACUGUAGGUCCAUCGCAGGAAUGGAACCUACGCCCCCGCGAUUCCGGUACAAUACCACUAAGCUACAGAAUAGUUGCUGUAUGGCAUGAAGAUCUUGUAUACAUGUGCAGCAACCUCGUACCUAGAGUCUUUCCUUUUGGGGAGAAAAGACCCUGGUAGAUGUUUGUCACGUUAUCUGCUAAAAUCUACCAGAUUACUGAUUAACUAAAUAACAAAUUAAACUAUAAAAAUCAUCCAAAUAUCAAAUAUUUAUUGACCUCAUCUUGUGACCAGCGUCUAUCAGGGUAUUUUCUCUCCUCGCCAAGAGGAAAGACCCUGGGUACGAGGCUGUAUGUGCAGAUGCGAGUUGUGAAAAGGUAAAUUAAGCAUGUUUUAUACGUCGAAUUUCGGUUGCGUCGAAUGCAAUUCAAACAAUAGAUAACGAAGCUUAUGAGGUUUAUCAUCUCAUUAUCUUGUUGUCUUAAUUGCAUUCGACGCGACCAAACGAACUUGGCCUUAAAUGAGUGUUUGGUGCAUUUCUUCGUCGUGUAACGAGUAGUAUUCGAAGGUGGUUGGUAUUUGUCGAGGGUAAUGUUAUAUACAGUAUAUAAAUUUUUUAUGGACCUAACCGGAAACAUUGCGAAAAUACAACAUAGGUGUUCCAUGUUAAAAACAUUGUUUAUAAUAAUAUCAUCCUGGACAAAUACCAACCACCUCAGACACAUCAAGGAAAUGCACCAAAAACUCAUGUAGUUUACUUUUUGAGGCAUAUACAGUAGCCUAUCCCUCAAAUCAGUGAUAUUAAUUUGUUCUCAUUUAUCUACUUUUGUAGUUACAUUUCUUGGUUGCCUUAUGUGGACACAGCUGUCCCGAAAGCAUACGGCGAAUUCUGGCCAAAAUUGGGACCAAUAAACUUUGGUCGGACUAUAGCCUGAAGGGGAGAAAAGCCAAGCGGUCUUUCAAAAAUCUUGCAGUCUGCACGAUCGUGAUUAGUAAGUGUAUUAUUUAUAUAUAUUUUUCUAUAUACUGAUUAUUUAGAGCAUGAUCAAACGUGAUGCGAAAAUAGUGGCCAUCGAUCCAACAAUCAACAUUGAUAGCAUGCAUCAAGAGAAUGUCAGUAAAAAAUUAUGAACGUUUAUAGUCCUCUUUUACUAAUUUAUGUCCCAGAUUGUCCAAAUCUGUAAGAAUAAAAUGAAUAGUUUACUUUUAUAUUAACGCUUGUUUUUCGCCUAAAUAAAUUAUUCCGUAGAGUUUAGUACCCCCAUUUUAUUACAUAUACUUUAUUCUUAAUAAUAGUGACGUAAAAUUAGUUGACUGCAUCUUCAACGACUAACUUUGGUGGCCAACAGGCAUGUCAAAUCGCCCUUUUUGGUUAAGGCUUUAUAUGCGCCAGUGUAGACAAACUUUCUGAAUAAAUAAACAUGGUUAAAACAAGGACAUUAUACAAGCGUAAACUCUGUUCAGUUUUCGCUCAAAAUUGUGGCAAAAAUAGUUUUUGACUUCAAAUUCAAAACUUCUGUUCUUCCCUCCCAACUAUUACUGUUUCCCAACGUGUAAUCUUGCUGGCGAAGAAUUAAUUAUUUGCCAGUUUGUUGUUUCACUCACAUAUUAACCCAUCGUAUUUUCAUUUUUGGAUAUAGUGUUAUUAGUGUAUAAAGUAUAGUAUAUGUACAGUAUAUCGACAUAUCUUGCACGGCAUUAGCAAUUCGGCACAAUCGGGUGCCAAUAUUUGCCAAUCAUAUGCAUGCAUUAAUUGCGAUAAUAAACUGGUAGUAGUGCUUGCGCUUGUCGCGUUAUACCAUAACUACAGUAUAUUAUAUUAAUGCUCAAACGAUUCAUUUUAGAGGCCUGCCUCAGAGUUCAUAAAGGCAUUGGGGAAUUGGACGUCGAGGAGCAAAUAGCCGAAUAUUUGAAACAUGCUCCGAACAAGGCUGGUGGCUCCAGAUAUAAGGUAUACUGUAUAUAUUUUUACAUUGUAGUCAAUGCACUAUAUAUACAGGCAUUUGUAUAUAUCAACCUACAGAUAAUUAAGUUAUCUGCUACAGAAAAUUGAGUUAUCUGCUACAUAUUAUUCAGUUAUCUGCUAUACAUAUAAUUACUCAGUUAUUUGUAGGUUGAGCCAGCGGCUCGUAAUUUUAUAGCAAGCGGUACGUUAACAUGACACUUGAAUAAAAACAAGUAAAAUUAACAUGAACGAACGACGUUUUUGGGAAUAUUUUUUUGCAAAAAGCAAAACGACAUAUUUAUGCAAAAAGCAAGUGACAUAUUUAUCCGAAUUUUAGCAAGUAAAUGUGUUUCCAUUAGUUUUGUUUCGUUACUGUAGUAUUCUAAAUCAUUGCACUGCUUUUUUAUAAGAACCAAACGCUAUUUUUUUCUGCAACCAAGCAUUGUACGUCGAAGGAGAUAAAUGAAAAUGCAAUAUGUAUAAUUGUAGUGUUUUUCGUUUGCAGGAUCGUAAAAACGAGUGA